AAAGGCGCAAAAACGUGUGAAGAGGACGUUCAGUCAGUUCCGUCAGUGUCCACACGGAUCCCGCAUUAGUUGUAGAAUAGUAGUAGCAGCAUGUUCGACUCGAAGAUUAAGGUGCCCAAGUACGACUCGGACGCAUUCGACAAUGUUGAGUACGAGCUGCAGAUGAGCUACACCCUGGAGACGGAUCGUCGCGUCAUGAGCUUCUACGAUGCCAUGUGGGGCAUGGAGGUCACCGGGGGCAUCGAUCAAUUCGAGCCGCUGACCAUUGUGAACGUCUCGCCGACGGGUCUGGCCAAGCGCGGGGGCAUGCGCAUCGGGGACGAGAUCACACAGAUCAACGAUGUGCCGGCCCUGGAGCUGACCUUCAACGAGGCGUUGCAGCUCUUUCGCAGAUCCUCGCGAUAUGUGCGCGUCUAUGUCAGGGGCGAUGACGAUGAGCCUGGCGAGGAGGAUUGGACGUGCGAUUGCUGGUUCAAGCCCCGCAAGCCCUGGAGGCGCGACUUUACGCCCAUUCAGUGGACCUUCCCGUGGAACGACCGUCGCAAGCCCGUCUACAAGGAAUCCAAUUGCUUCAUGGUGCCCAGCAAGAUGGAGGAGAAGAUUAGGGCACGGCGUGCUGCCACCUCGGCUGUCCACAAGAAGGAGGAAGCAGCGCCGCACACGCGCUCCCUGACGCCCACACCUCGGCCCAAGAAUCAGCCCGGACCCAAUCUCCUAGAGAGUGUGCUGCGGCCGCGUGGACCCCCACCCAGGGAUUAGCUCGGAGAUCAAAUAUAGCUGUAUAGCAUGGAAAAUGUA
Molecule: messenger RNA, 798 nt
Organism: Drosophila mojavensis
Lineage: Eukaryota; Metazoa; Arthropoda; Insecta; Diptera; Drosophilidae
Exons: 2
Coding region: 91-759 (222 amino acids)
Biological process (GO): actin cytoskeleton organization; muscle structure development
Cellular component (GO): Z disc; filamentous actin; stress fiber
Molecular function (GO): muscle alpha-actinin binding; actin binding
Source: RefSeq, a predicted model, not a curated record